Cynoglossus semilaevis (tongue sole) is the source of this 1917-nucleotide messenger RNA. Its product is annotated as proteinase-activated receptor 3-like. The transcript is spliced from 3 exons. Gene Ontology annotation, cellular component: plasma membrane. The record is from RefSeq and is a predicted model, not a curated record. Lineage: Eukaryota; Metazoa; Chordata; Actinopteri; Pleuronectiformes; Cynoglossidae. Gene Ontology annotation, molecular function: G protein-coupled receptor activity. Bases 214 to 1080 code for a protein of 288 amino acids. Gene Ontology annotation, biological process: phospholipase C-activating G protein-coupled receptor signaling pathway; positive regulation of Rho protein signal transduction.
GAAAAAGGAACUGGGCUGAUGCAUCGGAAAUGAGUCAACAAUAUUAAAGAAGUCUGAGGGCUGAGGAAUUCAUUCAGGGAGGACUCCAAGGUUCUGAUAUUUCAAAUCACUGCUACUGUGACAGACUCCAUCAAACUAAAAACAACAGACAUUUUUCAGAUCCUGGUGUGUGUGAUUAACAGAUUAUCUCCCGCUGACCAAUAAUCAUCAACCAUGGAGCAGUUUAACCACAACAUCUCUGAGCUCUUCACAACAGUCCAACCUGAAAACGACAGUGUCAUACAGAAGACCAGGUUUGAAGGUUGUAUUCACAUGCCUGCAACCAUCAUUUGGUACAUGACCAUGCAGUUCAUCAACAUGUGUCUGGGCGUCCCGGCCAACAUCACUGUGCUGUGGUUGGUCUACAAGAACAAGGGCGACUCGUCCAACUCUGGUAUCUUCAUUUUCCAACUGGCGGUGCUGGACCUCCUCUUCUGCCUCAGCCUCUCUUUCGAAAUCGUCGACAUACUCUUCAUCACCAGCAGCACCGUACCGUACAUCCUUCGCUUCUUCUACGGAAUCAAAGACACCUCACCUCUGGUCCUGGCCUGCAUCUGCCUGGACCGCUAUAUAGCUGUACUGCAUCCAAUCGCCUUCACCAGGCUGAAGGACCGCCAGUACAGAGCGGUCUUGGCCGGCGUGGUCUGGGUCAUCAUUCUGGGCUAUUCCAUUGCUUCUUGCGCAAAAAUCAUUCCCAGCGCCGCCAAGGUCUACAUGGGCAUGAUCCUCGGACCGUUUGCCUUCAUGGUCUUCUGCAACAUCGCCAUCCUGUGGGCCCUGCGGCAGUCUGGGCCGGGCCGAGACGAGAUGCACCCCGUGAAGAAGAGAGCCUUCAAAAUGGUGCUCAUCAUCCUGGCCAUCAUAGUGUUCCAUUAUUGUCCACCUGUGGUGCUGUUUCCCUUUCAGGACUACUUCUCUCCUGAUGUGUUUCGCUGCCAAGUCCACUACGGAGCCUUUGGCGUGAUGGACUUCAGCAGCACCGUUCAGCCAAUGCUCUACCUCUCCAGAGGGUCCUUACCUCGCAUCCUUAACUGUUUUUAAAUCUGUUUUAAAACUGUUUUAAAAAAAACCACACCUGGACAAACAGUGUGAUAAAUCACAAACAGACAUCACGACGCGCUGAGACCUUUGAUGGAGUCACAGAUGAGGUGGAGAGAAGACGACGGUAUGGAAAUUGUACUUUGUUCCAUUUUACCAACAACUUACCUUCACAUCUGCACUGAAUUAAAUUAGACUGGACGUCAUAAGUCAACAUCACGGAGAACCCAAACCCUAACCCUAAAACCACAGGGACGGCUCUGAUACAUUUUCAAGAGAAAACAGAAAAUAAUACCUUCAAUUUAUAAGCUUUCUCUUACUCCAACUGACCUGACGUUUUUUUUUGUUUUUUUUUUUUGUUUCUGACGGUUCCACUCUGCCAAGGUGAUUUCUGUAAGAAUUGUAAAUUUUGUGUUUUCAUUUCUGUUUCUAAAUGGUUUCUACAUUUAUCUUCUUCCAUCUUCAGAAACAUUCAAGUCUAUUUUAACUGUUUACACUGUUGAGUCUGUGCCAGUUUUAGUUCCAGUCCAAGCAGUUGACAUUCUAACUACAGCCUCUCACUGUCCACACCUGUGCAGUGUAUGUAUGUUUUUCUACAUAUAUGAAUUCAUUCAAGUAAUUGUAUUUUUUGUAUUAUUUAGCCUUGCAUUUCUAACAUAAUUAAAUUAUUUGGAAUGGUUUGUCUGAUUUUUUGUACAUUUUUAAUUUUUGCAUAAAACGCACACCUGGUUAUUGCACUAUAUGAUUUAUGCAUUUUUUAAAUGCUUAAAUGUACAUCUAUCUACAUUUGCCUUUGCGCUGCUGUGAAAAAUAUGAAUAAAAUAUGUCUUAUAUAUUGUA